AUGUGUAAUAGUAGUAGACAAGCGCGUCGAGAAGAAAGACACAUUCGUCGUGAAGAAAAAAAUAUACGUCGAAUAGAGAAACAUAAACGAAAAGCUGAAAUACUCGCUAUGCGUCAAGAAAUUCGGAAUCUAAGACAUAAUAAUGAUUCCAAUUAUUGUCAUCAAUAUUCUUCUCACAAUGAUACACAACAAAUAGAAUCAUUUGAAGUUGAAGAAAUGAUUGCUACUUUGAGAAUAAUGUUUCCUGAAUGUGAACCUCAAUAUAUUCGUACUUGUAUCGUUCAAGAAACGAAUGAUCACGUUCAAAAAGUUACUGACAAAUUAUUGUCAUUACCUUAUCCAAAGAUCACUAUCGUUUCAACUGCACCUUCUGCUCCCCAAUUACCUCUUUUAAACGAUGAAUAUGAUUAUUCAUUACCUCCAUAUGAACCACCUUCUUAUAAUGAAGCCUUACUAAAUCUAAAAGCACAAGAGUCACUGAAAGAGGAAUUUUCUGUAUCAAGUAUUCCCAAUGAUAAUAAGACUGAAUAUUCUACCCCAAAUGACAUUUCCCAUAAUUUUAAUAUUUCUCUGAAUGAUUCUCCCCCAAAUAACUUUUCUCGCAUGGUAGAACAAAUUUGUAAAACACAUUCAGCAAUUCUUACUCGUCCACUCCCGGAAAAUUUCAUUCGAUCCUUACCUCCAAAUUCCACUCAAACAUGUGCCAUAAUACCCAAAAAUGGAACUACCAUACAAAAUGGUUUUCCCAUCGCCAGUUAUCCUACUCAAGAAUUUGAAUCUCUUGAUAUAUCCCAUAAUGAUUGGGAAAUUUUUAUUAAAGGAUUAAAUAUGUUAUUAGGUGUAUCAAAUUCUCCUGAAGUAUCAACAUCAUCAACAUCAACUUCAACUUCUUCUUCUCCCACUUCCAAUUCAAUAUUUGGUCAUCUAAAAUGGAUUGUUGGUGGUGGUAAUAAUUUUAGUGGUGGAAGUAAUAAUAAUUGUAAUGGUGGUGAUAAACAAAUGGAAGAAUUUACAAGAUUAACAAAAAAAUAUUUGAAAAGAUGGAAUAAUGAAUUCUUUAAACCUAGGAAAGUGGAAAUUGAAUUAAUUAGCAAAAAUAAGAAUCAUGGUAGAAGUAUUUUUAAGAAUAAAUCGGAUUAUGUACAAUAUUUAUCUGUUAAAAUUUUUAUGUAA
Molecule: messenger RNA, 1173 nt
Organism: Diversispora eburnea
Lineage: Eukaryota; Fungi; Glomeromycota; Glomeromycetes; Diversisporales; Diversisporaceae
Source: the annotation of a GenBank genome assembly